Messenger RNA from Alternaria atra, 1908 nucleotides. RefSeq lists its product as uncharacterized. Lineage: Eukaryota; Fungi; Ascomycota; Dothideomycetes; Pleosporales; Pleosporaceae. Bases 1 to 1908 code for a protein of 635 amino acids. The transcript has a single exon. Gene Ontology annotation, molecular function: protein serine/threonine kinase activity; ATP binding. Gene Ontology annotation, biological process: autophagy; peptidyl-serine phosphorylation; protein autophosphorylation. The record is from RefSeq and is a predicted model, not a curated record. Gene Ontology annotation, cellular component: cytoplasm; autophagosome.
AUGGAGUGCAUGCGCGAUCAGCUUCACGAUGGCGUUGUGCUCAAUGGACGAUACGAGACCAUCUCCCCACUCAACAGUGGCUCCUUCGGCAUGGUUUUCCAGGCCAAGGACCUUGUGACUGGUGACAACGUUGCUAUCAAGGUCAUCACCAAGAGCUCUGCCGCCGUCAACUGCCCUUCCGCUUUCGCAGUCGAUGAGCGCUCCGAGGAGCUUGGCAUCCACCUCCACCUUGGUGACCACUCCAAUGUUGUCAACCUGCUCCAGUCCUUCGAGACCCAGAACCACAUCUACCUAGUCCUCGAGUUCUGCUCCAAUGGCGACCUUUACGAGGCCAUCCGUGUUGGCAAGGGUCCCCUCGAGACUGAGCACGUGCGCGACUUCAUGAUGCAGCUUGUCGAUGCUGUUGAGUUUAUCCACUCCAAGGGUAUCUACCACCGCGACAUCAAGCCCGAGAACAUCUUCCUUACCCAGGAUGGUUCGAUGAAGCUUGGAGAUUUUGGUCUUGCUACUAGCGACACCUGGUCUUACGAGAUUGCUGUAGGCAGCGACCGCUACAUGGCUCCUGAGCAGUACGACCCUGGCAACACUGGCUACUCUACCGCCAAGGCAGACAUCUGGGCCAUCGGCAUCGUCCUCCUCAACAUCCUCUUCCAGCGCAACCCCUUCGCUGUCCCGUCCUCUUCGGAUCCCCUGUACGCCGAUUUUGCUCUCGACCGUCAGAGUCUCUUCGAUGUCUUCCCCAACAUGUCGCAAGAUACCUUUGAGGUCAUCCGACAGUGCUUGGCCAUUGACCCUGAGAAGCGCGACCUCGGCGCCGUCAAGGAUGCUCUCGACCGCGUUAUCAGCUUUACCACCGAUGAUGAGAGCCUUGAUGACUUCUGCACUGAGGAGCGUGACCUCGUCGCUGUCGGAGCCAACCGUGAACCCCUCCGCACACCCUCCAUCUCGACACCUCAGCUCGAUAAUGGUGGAUCAUUCCCAUGGGCGAAGGCCUUGGCAAUGUCUCCACCUCAGCAAUUCCGUCAACUCUCAGCUAUCCCUGACGACGAAAUCUACGAGGAUGAGAUGUUCGGUGGGCCGCCUUACGACGUUAAGCCCGAUAGUGCGUCUGCCGUAUCUUUUGUGGAUUCCGGCUUGGGCCUAUCUUUCAAGUCCGUUGACGUCAGCGAACCCAAGUCCAUGAACUUUACCCGUUCUCGGCCCGUCCCUAUCUCUGGCUCGCUCCCUGCCAAGGCCUUCAACAGCAUGUCUUCCGUCUUUGGAAAGAAGCGUGACGUGUUCAGCAAGAGCUGGAGUGACCUUUGGGAUGAGGAGGAUGACGAUGCGCAGUUCCUUGCCGAGCUCGAGAACAACUGCCACUCGUUUGGUGCUCAGAAGUCGUCCAAGGCUAAGGCUGUUGUCUCUGAGGCCGGAUCGGGUGUGUCGACCCCUCGCGGCUUGUCGGAGGUCAAGAACCCUGCCACCGUCCAUAACAGCAGGGACCGUUCGCCUAAGAACAUUCGCACGGCCGUCGAUCACGUCAGCGCGACGACUGGAUUCGUCUUCGAGGAGCAUCGCGCCCCGGCGCCGGCCUCCAAGCGUUCCGCUGCCGACAAAUGGGCUGCUCUCGGCGACCGCCGUCGUAGCCCUGCCGUGCAGGCUCAGCAGCAAGUCCAGCAGCAGACUCCUUCGAAACCUAUGAGGUCUCCCAAGUCAGCUCACGCUGCGCCGCCCUCCGCCCGGAAGCGGAGCCGUACUGGUACUGGCCGACGCCAAAUCAACUGGGGCUCCAGCCACAACGAAAACACCAACACCGUUGGCUCCUGGGAGCAAAAGGUGGACAACUGGUACAAGAGCAAAGAUUGGCGCUCUCAUACCGAUCACGCCCAGGUCACCGACGAUCUGGGCGACCUUGAGUGGGUGUGGUAA